Messenger RNA from Chelonus insularis, 2710 nucleotides. RefSeq names its product C-terminal binding protein (gene CtBP). Gene Ontology annotation, cellular component: nucleus. Gene Ontology annotation, biological process: regulation of transcription by RNA polymerase II. NCBI's taxonomy places the organism in Eukaryota, Metazoa, Arthropoda, Insecta, Hymenoptera, Braconidae. The coding region runs from base 840 to 2243 and encodes 467 amino acids. The transcript is spliced from 7 exons. Gene Ontology annotation, molecular function: NAD binding; DNA-binding transcription factor binding; oxidoreductase activity, acting on the CH-OH group of donors, NAD or NADP as acceptor. The record is from RefSeq and is a predicted model, not a curated record.
GUUUACGUCAAUUGCAAGUGGAUAAUAGUCAAGAUUUAGUGCAAAAUAUAAGGUGAAUGGAAUAAAAAUAAUUGAAAAAAUUUAAAUAAGGUGGAAUUAAAAGGAACUGGAAUAUUGUCGGUGAAAUUCGGCAAUAAUCGAGUAAAUUCGGUGGGCAACGGACAAGAUCGGUGGCGCGCGCGAGUCACUCGGGCGUCCGGGGGCCGCCAUUUUCCUCCAGUGAGGGAGAGAGUCGCGAGUCGUUGGACAGUCGCACACGUUUUUUUCGCAGAUCGAGCGAUUUUACGGAGUUUCGGGGUGUCGGGCGGGUGCGCGACAGCCCAAAACCCAUUAAUCGUUGUAAAAACGUAAUAUUAAAAACUAAAAGGUGUUUGGAAGUAUCGAAAAACGUUGGGAGUAGUAUCCAGAAGCAAAGCGGCGAGUUGCCCAGGAGGAAGAGAGAGAGAACGAGCGGCUUUAUAUGCCGGGAGGGAAGAACGCCGUGUGAGUGAUAUUGUGAUUGCAAGUGACGCGGUGUUAGGAAAUUAUUUUUGAUUCUGUGGAUUUAAAGCGUAGGUGGAUAAUAAGUUCAGUCUCCGACAGGAGUCGGUAAACAACUUCGUGAUGUAUUGGAGAUUCGACGGUUCACCUUCGCAUACAUAUGAAACGUCCGUGUUGAAGAAACAAUCUGUGUGACGAAACAUAAUAAUAUCAGUGCGGCAUUAUUUUUUAAACAAUUAAACGUUGAGUGUUUUAUAAACAAAUAAAUUGUAAGGGUGGAUUUGUUUAUCGGGUAUAUUGUUUGAUUGUUAUUAAAAGUAAGAGUGAGAAAUUUAAAAAUAGGGGGGGUUGUCUGACCGAUGGACAAACGGAAGAUGUUGACGAAACGCCCUCGAAUGGAUACUAUGAGGGGCCCAAUUGCUAAUGGGCCCAUCCAAACUCGUCCGUUGGUUGCUUUGCUUGAUGGCCGUGAUUGUUCUAUUGAAAUGCCCAUCUUAAAAGAUGUUGCUACUGUAGCAUUUUGUGAUGCACAAUCCACAUCUGAAAUACAUGAAAAGGUACUAAAUGAAGCAGUUGGGGCUUUGAUGUGGCACACUAUUAUUCUCACUAAAGAAGACCUUGAAAAGUUCAAAACAUUAAGAAUAAUUGUACGAAUUGGUUCUGGAGUUGAUAAUAUUGAUGUAAAAGCAGCUGGAGAAUUAGGAAUUGCAGUUUGCAAUGUUCCUGGUUAUGGAGUUGAAGAAGUUGCUGACACUACCCUCUGUCUUAUUUUGAACCUCUAUCGACGUACAUAUUGGUUAGCAAAUAUGGUCCGAGAAGGAAAAAAAUUUACUGGUCCUGAACAGGUACGAGAAGCUGCACAAGGAUGUGCUAGGAUACGAGGAGAUACUCUUGGAAUUGUUGGAUUAGGCAGGAUUGGAUCAGCAGUCGCCUUACGCGCGAAAGCUUUUGGAUUUCUUGUCAUGUUUUACGAUCCAUAUCUUCCAGAUGGUAUCGAAAAGUCUUUGGGAUUAACCAGAGUUUAUACGCUACAGGAUUUGCUUUAUCAAUCGGAUUGUGUGUCACUACACUGUACCUUGAAUGAACACAAUCAUCAUUUAAUUAAUGAAUUUACCAUCAAACAGAUGAGACCUGGAGCAUUUUUAGUAAACACAGCACGAGGUGGUCUAGUAGAUGACGAUGCGCUAGCAGCUGCACUAAAACAAGGCAGAAUUCGUGCUGCAGCACUUGACGUCCAUGAAAACGAACCUUACAAUGUCUUUCAGGGUCCACUGAAGGAUGCUCCUAACCUUCUCUGUACACCCCAUGCAGCAUUUUACAGUGAUGCAAGCUGCUCAGAAUUACGUGAAAUGGCAGCAAGUGAAAUACGACGAGCUAUUAUUGGUCGCAUACCAGAUUGUUUGAGAAACUGUGUGAAUAAGGAGUAUUUCCACUCUUCCACCGGCAGCUACCCUGAGGCAAUCAACGGUGGAUACUAUACAGGAACAUUACCAAUCCAGCAGGCGCAUUCGACGACACCUCAUGAUUCAGCGCCUCCACCACCGGGAGGUCAUUCCGGCGUUGGUGUUGCUAGUAGUGCUGGUCCAAACUCUUCGGCGGGAGGAAAUCCAGGUCCCACGGGCCCCACUGGCCCAACGGUAGGUGGUGCCGGGGCUGGAGGUCCUGCUACGGCUCCACCUACUGCUGGAUUACCUGGUCUACCACACAGCAUAGUGAGCGAGCCUGAUCCUCGGCCAAGCCCACCUGCUCCAAGUCCUCGUUGACCUUGAACUCCCUACGACUUCAACAACUUUCAGCACCACCACCCUCUGACCUAAUCUCCCCCCUUAGCCAUUCAUAUAUAUAUGAGUUACGCGUAUCACAGUGCACACAAAUCAGGACAAAACCGUGACCAAACUUGACAAGACAGACAGACUAGAAUUUAAAUAAAUUUUAAACUAAAUAAUAAUGAUGAUCGUAAUGAUAAUAAUAUUAAUUAAUGAUGAUGAUGAUGAUAAUGAUGAUGACGAUUAAAAAUAAUGAUGAUAAAAAUAAUGAAAUGAUGUCACGCCAACUAAAGCUGGAUCAUUAUAUGAUGAACAGUGCAUUAUUGUGAAGAAAUGUAUUCCAAAAUCUGUCUACUGCUUCCGAGAAAAAGUUUGCAAAGAGAUCGAACGUGAGGGGGAGGAAGCGUGAAAGAGCGGGAGAGAAAGAGAGUAUGAAUUAGUGCGUAAGAGUAUGAAGAGAAAAA